AUGAAUGGGGAUAUUCAGUCGCCUCAGAAAGUUCGCGCUCACCAGGACAUCGCAGAAGGUGUUACCGUCGAAAGUCAUCGAUCAAAGCUACGGGAAGCCACCGAGUUUGAGUCAAUCACAGUGGCCGAGCCCAUGGAAAAAUACGCACCUCCACGACCUCCGCUGAGGUUGAUUUUUGAGGAUCAUGGGAGAACCACCGCUCAAGAGGUAGAAGAAGUCUCCUCGACUAGCACAAAAUCAACACGCGAUUCAUUUAAGAAGAGGACCAGUUUUGCUGAACGUCUACAAGUUGUGAACCUGUCACACGAGGAGUUGGCUCGCUUGGCCAAACCCGAGGUAAUGGAUUAUAUGGACCAAGAUGUGGAAAGAAGUUUAAGCGAACA
This is a messenger RNA of Opisthorchis viverrini, 383 nucleotides long. RefSeq lists its product as hypothetical. The transcript has 2 exons. Lineage: Eukaryota; Metazoa; Platyhelminthes; Trematoda; Opisthorchiida; Opisthorchiidae. The annotation marks the transcript as partial. The record is from RefSeq and is a predicted model, not a curated record.